AUGGAAGAGGAAGGAAGACGUGACUCAGUCCAGAGUGUGGUCACCCAGAAGGGGGAAUCCCGCGGCAGUUCCAGGAGGCGGCGGCUCUUUUGGAAACUUAGGCAGCGGUGGAAACUCCUCGGACUUUUUGAAAUUGACAAAGAGCAUGAGUUCUAUGCUUUGACCUGUGACCUUAAAGAAGGGCUCAGAGAUGCCAUUCAGGAUGUCACCCAGAGUGAUAUACAGCCCCAAGUUACAGAUGAAGAUUACAGUGCUAAACUAACACAGGGACAUGAGGGUUACAUGAUGAGAACGUACGCAGGUUCGGUGUUCCAGCAUUUCCGCCAGUCUCUCGGGAUGUCUGAGGAAGGUUACCAGCGCUCUCUGUCAGCCUGCGGCCUCUACCUGCAGUUCAUUAGUAACUCCAAGAGUAAAGCAGACUUCUUUCUGACAAAUGACAAGCGAUUCUUCCUUAAGACACAGAGUAAGCGAGAGGUUCACUUUCUGCUACAUAUCCUGCCAAAGUACAUUCAGCACUUCCAGGCCUAUCCACACUCCCUGCUGGUGAAGAUCCUGGGAGUUCACAGUAUCACAAGGGAACAAGAGAAGAAGAAAUACUUCAUCAUCAUGCAGAGUGUCUUCUUCCCAGAUGAGAGGAUCAUUGGCCGCUAUGAUAUAAAAGGCUGUCAUGUAAGUCGCUGGACAGAGCCAGAACCAGAGGGAAGCCGCGGAGUCCUGCAGGUCUUCAAGGAUAUGAACUUUGAAGGAAAUGUCAUCUGUUUGGAUCAGCAGCGGUCUUGGUUGCUUCGCCAAACGGAGCUGGACACCCGCUUCUUGCGUGAGCUGAAUGUGCUGGACUACAGCCUGCUAGUAGGAUUUCAGCCUCUACAUGCUGAUGAGAAGAGCCAAAACUGGUCCUUCGCCAACCUCAUUGUCCGCACUAAAAGGUCGGUAAAUGGAACUGGUAGCCCUACCACAUCUCACUGUGCCUCUGUCCCUGGCACCGUAGAAGAGGAGAGCGAUUCUGUGGAUAAGGAGGAUAACAGCACAGAUUAUAGCGGCACCCCAGAAGUGACCUCUGCCAGACGUCUGCCCAUGAAGAAGAUCGGGCAGCAAGUCAGCACGGUAUCUGACGUAUCCGAUGUUGUAGCGCAAAACCGCCGCUUGCUGCCAAACUACAGGAACCCUUUGCAUGUGAUGGAUGGGCCAGAGCAAAGAUACUUUGUUGGCAUCAUCGACAUAUUCACUGUGUAUGGCCUUAGGAAAAAGCUGGAGCAUAUUUGGAAGAGCAUGCGUUAUCGUGGACAGGAGUUCUCCACUGUCAGCCCUUACCGUUAUUCAGAAAGACUGUGUCGUUGGGUGGAAACCCACACCGUGUAA
Molecule: messenger RNA, 1359 nt
Organism: Staurois parvus
Lineage: Eukaryota; Metazoa; Chordata; Amphibia; Anura; Ranidae
Source: the annotation of a GenBank genome assembly